AUGGAAGAGCACGAGGAGCACUUAAGGCUAACUCUAAGCAGACUCAAAGAGCACCAAUUGUACGCCAAAUUCAAAAAGUGUGAGUUCUGGUUGGAGAAAGUGGCGUUUCUAGGCCAUAUAGUGUCCAAAGAUGGGGUAGAGGUGGACCCUGCGAAAAUUGAAGCAGUGAAGAGCUGGCCAAAACCAAAAACCGCAAGUGAGGUUCGGAGUUUCCUCGGACUAGCUGGAUAUUAUAGGAGAUUCGUUGAAGGGUUCUCAAAAAUAGCCACACCAUUGACGAAUCUGACUCGAAAGCAACAAAAAUUUGCAUGGACAGAUAAAUGUGAGGAAAGCUUUCAGACAUUGAAAGAUAAACUCAUAACAGCACCCGUCCUGUGUGUUCCAACUAACAAAGACAAAUUUGUAGUAUAUUGCGACGCAUCAAAGCAAGGGCUCGGUUGUGUGUUGAUGCAGAAUGAGAAGGUGGUAGCCUAUGCCUCAGUGCCUAAAGGAGUAUGA
This is a messenger RNA of Cannabis sativa, 498 nucleotides long. RefSeq lists its product as uncharacterized. NCBI's taxonomy places the organism in Eukaryota, Viridiplantae, Streptophyta, Magnoliopsida, Rosales, Cannabaceae. Bases 1 to 498 code for a protein of 165 amino acids. The record is from RefSeq and is a predicted model, not a curated record. The transcript has a single exon.